AUGAUGUUUGGAAGACCCCGAUGCAGAGAGUGGACGCCGUUGGCGACUCAGCAACUUCGUUUGAGAAGUUUAAUUCAGAUUGUGGGCUACAAUAUACGACCGCCCGAGAGUUGCACCCACCAGUGCAGCUACUACCUGACUCUGCAUCAGACCACGAUGUCAGCGCCGUUCUACACCAGUGAGAGGAUAUGCUCUCCGCACCCCAAAUGGAAGGAGAUAGACUCAGAAAUAACGCAAAGUAUGUCCUCUACGAACGUGGUCAUACGAAUAUGGUGUCACGUGGUACUUCCCAUUAACGCUGACGAGAAAUGCGAAAUGCCACAGGACACCGUCAUCCAGACGUGGGGCGUCUACUUCAGCGGUCUCAGAUACAUAGGGGCCAAUUUAGCGCUAAACUUCACAUCCGACUGCUUCAAAAGCAACACGCUCGUGUUCCAAAUGCACGGCGGAUACUUCUGCUCGUACAAAAGCCUCAAAAUGGACGUGAUGCCGCCCGAGAACGAGUUGGAACAGGGAUCCCUGUCGUCCGAAUCCUCCGGGAGAACAAACAUCUCAAAGAUCAUCUUCGACCACAAGACACAGAACCACAGACUGAGUAAAGAGUCCCGAUCGAUAUCGCCCAGUAAGUACUCGAAGCUAUCCGACAAGGAGUACUCGAAGAGCCACAGUCCAGUCGAGAGGGGCCUUCGACAGAACUUCGCGACACUAAAAACUUCCGCUAGCCUGAACAUUUCCCUGAACCAGAGGGAGCUGAGGAGUAGGGAGGGCAGCAGUGAGAGGCAGCGUUGCGACCCCAGCCAGAUAUACGAGCACUCGCCCGACCAUCUGGACGUGACCACCGGCGAUGUGAACUGUACCGAGCUGUCGAAGUUCACAUCACGCGAGGAGCUGUCCAGCAGCAAGAUAGACCUGAGCGAGACCGCCGAGAGCUACGACCUGAGGAACGAAUCGGACGGCGAGCCGAAAUACCGGUAUCUGGCGCUGAGCUUCCUCAAGUCGGAGAUAAGGCCGAGCUAUGACGCGGGCAAGCUGCAGAAGCUGCACCUGCUGCAGUACUCGAUAAAGAAACGCCAGGAGGCGGUGCAGGAGAUAAAGGCGAGGAUCUACAAGAAGUCCGCGCUGACAGACGACGCGUGGGCGCGGAGCGACGACCAGAACGAUCUCAAGCAGAGGAAGAGCAGGUCCCAAAGGAACCUGUUCUCGCCGGACGAAAGUCUAGGCAGGGAGAAAUCAAGCUCUCACGGCGAACUGACCGUGAAGAACGGCAAGAUCAAAGACGACAGGCCGGUUUCGAACGGACCAAGGCUGACUCUAAAACUGAACGACCUUUUGUCCUUCAAGUCUAAACCUUCUCCCUUUCAAAGGGCAGAGUAUGUAAGACUGACGAAGCAAUUGGAAAUUCUACGAUUCAAGCGAAUAAUACUGUCGGACGAGAGAGACAGCAAACUGGCGAAUAUAAGGAGAUUGAAAGAGAAACAAAGCAAGCUGUUUGAAGAGAAUCAAGAUGUCGGCCUGGAGCUGAUGGAAAACUACCACACGCUGUCACGUCGCAACGAACUGUUGAGGGAGACUAAACAGUCGUGCGCCGCUAUGCGAGAGUUGGCCGCCAGGAACCACGCCGCUUUGGCGAACCAGCGCUGCGAGCUGCUGACACAGCUGCACCAGAUAUUCUACAUCGAGCAGAGCGACUCGGAUACCUGGCGAAUACUGGACGUGCCCCUCCCGAUUUGCGACGACGAGAACACAAGGCCCAGCAACGCGGUGUGCGAUUCCGUUGCGGCCGGCUUCGUGGCGCAGGCGACGUCACUGGCCGCCGCCAUCUUGAAUCAGCCGCUACGCUACAAGAUCACACUGCUGGGUUCCGCCAGCAAGAUACUUGACGUGAUGCCCGAUUGGCCGGAUCCAAAUAUACCGCUCUUCGCUCGAGGCGGCGACGUGUCCCUGUUCCGCUACGCGAUGUUCCUGCUCAACAAGUGUAUCGCGCAGUUGCUUUGGGGAAGGGGGUUGGCAGUGACCGACAUGAGGCCGACCCUGAGCAAUCUGCAACGUCUUCUGACAGCUCCGAGUAAUCUAUCGGACACGUCCAAACUAUUCGGCACGUACCGUUGGCUGGCCGACAACAAGUGCCCAAAGACUCAAUCACUACGCAGCCUGGUCGCCUCCGAGAGGGGGAAAUACAGACAGUUUAAUCGUUUCAAGGACGGAGUGGAAGGUCGCGGUUUGAUGAUGAACGUUCGUAGGCACAAACAUUCGCGUAGCGUUGGCAGCUACCGCGAUGACCAGUUUUUGACGGUACCAGAGCUGUCGACUCUAGACGCGUCCACCACAUCGAUAAUGGGCAGCGAUUCCAACAUCUACAACAUGAAACUGACAAGUACGGACUCCACUGACAACCACCUCAAGGGCCACAGCUCAGAUUCGGAGAUCAGCAAAAUGGGCGGCGGCGAGGGUGCAGCGGGGGGUAGUUCCGAGGUGAUAUUCACCCUCGGGGAUGACUCCACCCUUAUCGGCUUGGACACCGAGAGGCUGGUCAAGAUGUCGGUCAACAACGGAGACGAAUGGAGGUGCGUCGAAGACGUUAAGAGGAUCUGCACCGAAAUCGAGAGCUACUGCACCGUUGGUGCCGAAUCCGAGCUGGGAGGGAGAGAAUCCGGGGAAUCCCGCCCCUGGAUGAAGGGCUGCCCAGAAAUAGAGGAUGGCGCGGUCACGUGCGAUUCGUGCGAUAGGAACGCGAGCGGGGAAUGCGACAUUGCCUGCGCUGCAAAAGUUACAGAAGUGAUUGUGAUACCAAGCGCCGAGGCCAUAUUGGACACGGGACAAAGCGCAUCGGCGAGCGAAAAGAGUGGCGUGAACGUA
Iphiclides podalirius (scarce swallowtail) is the source of this 2856-nucleotide messenger RNA. The record is from the annotation of a GenBank genome assembly. Lineage: Eukaryota; Metazoa; Arthropoda; Insecta; Lepidoptera; Papilionidae.